AUGCCUCUCAACAUCCACGUCGUCGACUACAAGCACGUCCAGCAAGAUCUGGAGAAUGGCAUCACAGUCCACUACAACACCAACUUCCACACCGCCGCAGAGGCACCAGGCUAUCCGAUCCCGUCCAACAAACCGUUCAGCUACGACAUCUGGCUGCCCCUGAUACUCAGGUCGCGGGGCAUUGCAGCUUCGGACCUCCAGGUUAUCGUCCUUCGCCGUCCGCAGAUCGAGCUUCUGGCCAAGGCUGCCGCCGCCUCUAUCCACACGCGUGUGCUCAACCGAUCCUACGCCGAAGACCUGCAAGAAGAAGUCUACCCUGCAUUCCAGUCGCUCAAAUUUCCGCCCGAGGGACUCUUCGUGCGCCUGGGAGCGUGCUCGCCAAAGGAUGGCGCGCCCGCAACACCUGGCGUCCUCGCGUUCCAUUCCGUGGAGGACAUUGUGCUUCGCAUGACGACUUCACUUAGGACCUGGAGCGCCCUGACCAAUGUUCUUAACAGCGAUGCGGAAGAGACUCAUGCUUAUUUCCUCCCGUUUGACUCUAGACUGCAGUCGUCACGAGAAUACCGCGUCUUUUGCUGCCCCGAGUCGCUCCGCAUCACCGCCGUCAGUCAAUACGAAUGGCACAAGCCAUGGAUCUAUGCCGAGGAGAACAGAGACAUGAUGGGAGAUCGGGCUCAGAGGAUUACCGGCUGUAUCGAGAGGGUGCAUGAAGAUAUUAUUGAGUUUAUGCAAGCGCAGGAAGAUGGCGAGCUGCAGAAGGUAAUUCGCAGCCAGGGGUUCACCUUUGACGUGUUUUAUGACGGGGAUGCGAAUCAGUGCAGCUUGAUUGAGCUCAACACGUUUGGCGUCCGGAGUGCAUGCGGCUCAUGUCUCUUUCACUGGUUGAGAGACCGCGAGUUGCUCUAUGGAGAGGGGGGUCUUACCGAUAUCGCAUUUCGUGUGACGAUGAGCCGUGAGGAAGGCGAGGACAUGUAG
This is a messenger RNA of Trichoderma reesei QM6a, 975 nucleotides long. RefSeq lists its product as uncharacterized. Lineage: Eukaryota; Fungi; Ascomycota; Sordariomycetes; Hypocreales; Hypocreaceae. The coding region runs from base 1 to 975 and encodes 324 amino acids. The record is from RefSeq and is a predicted model, not a curated record. The transcript has a single exon.